GAAAUGAACGAUUUGGUUGAUUUGGGGGUAAGUUCUGUUGCAGGAGCUGUGGUCUCUGAGCUCCUGAAAGCCGUGAUUGAAGAGGCUAAGUUGGUGGUGUCGUUCAAAUCUGUGUAUAUGGAGCUCGCAUCGACGAUGGAGAAAAUGCUUCCGAUAAUCAUGGAGAUCGAAAUGUUGCAACGUGCUGAAGAAUUACAGGAUCUCGAUAAUAUAAUAAAUGAAGCUCGUUUACUGGUUCGGAAGUGUUCACAAGUCAAGCGGUGGAACCUACCCUCGAAAGCUAAAUAUACAAGAAAAAUAGACGAAACCAACAAGAAGAUGCUCAAGUUCUGUCAGAUUCAACUUCAGCUUAUUAUGCUUCGGAACCAACGGCUGAUUAUGCAUCGAAUGGGACUAGAAUCGUCGUAUCAUGACGAGUUGCUGUCUCCCAGGCCGUACGACAAUCUGCCUCUGGAUACGAUGAAAGCCAUUCAAAGUCGUCUGAAAAGCCUCAAAAGGGAGCUCAACGCUUUGAGUGUUUCUCCGCCUGUUUCUAUGGAUCUUUUUUCUUCGGUCCCAGAGAUUGAUAAGGUUCUCGUUGGAUUGGAUUUUCCAUUGAUGGAGGUAAAGAAGAAGCUCCUUGAUGAUGAUGAUCCAGUGCCUAGUAGUCUCGUGGUCUCUGCCCCUCCCGGGUGCGGGAAAACCACCUUGGUUACUCAGCUUUGUCAUGAUGACGAGGUUAAAGAAAAGUUCGAGUAUAUCUUCUUUUGUGUCGCGUCAAGUGCUCCAACCUUUAGGAACAUAGUACAGAAUUUACUCGAGCACAACGGUUACGAAGCACCUGCAUAUGAGAACGAUUCUCAAGCUGUUGAUGGCUUAAGAAAGCUGCUCGAGGAACUUAAAGAAGAUGGUCCUAUAUUGUUGGUGCUGGAUGAUUUGUGGCAAGGAGCAGAGUCCUUUCUUCAGAAAUUUCAGAGUACCUGAACGACCUGGCUUUCCUUAAUCUUUAUAAACUUUUCCCUAUCUGGAGAACUGGCGGCUUAGACAUCAGUUUUGGUUCCAGUUACAUGUGGAUCAUGUGGAUGCUAGUCUCUGAGAAAUUGCUUAACGUUAUUCCUUUUGGGAUACAUGAACACGAAGACAGUUUCUACAAUGAUUUCUUGGUCACUCGACAUAGUAUUCUGAGGGACUUGGCUCAAAGCAAAUCUGAGGAACACCAUGAAAGAGAAAGGCUCAACCUGGAGAUAAGAGAGGAUGCAUUUCCAGAUUGGUGUUUGGAUCUAAAGCAGCCUAUAAGUGCUCGUCUUUUGUCUAUCUCUGCCGAUUGGAUGUUCUCAUCGACUUGGGUUGAAAUGGAAUGCCCCAAUGUUGAGGCUUUAGUUCUUAAUCUCUCCUCAUCAAGCUAUGCAUUACCAAACUUCAUUACUACAAUGAAGAAACUGAAGGUUGUAAUUAUCAUAAAUGACGGUCAUUAUCCUGCAAAAUUGACCAACUUGUCGUGUCUCAGCUCGUUACCCAACCUAAAACGGAUCAGAUUUGAGAAAAUUUCAAUCAAUUCGCUGGACAUUCUCCUAUCACCACUCUGCAGUCUCGAGAAGCUAUCUAUGUUCAGGUGCAGAUUCCGUGAGGUUUCCUACAAUAUAGAAGAUAUAGCCAUCCCUGAAGCUCUACCGAGCUUACAAGAGAUUGACAUAGAUCAUUGCUAUGAUCUUGAUGAGUUACCGGCUUGGGUCUCUGAAGUUGUUUUACUGAAGAAACUUAGCAUCACGAACUGUGGCAAGCUCUCUGUACUUCCAAAGGCUUUAGGUAACUUGAGUUAUGAGCUGCCUGAAUCGAUUGAGAGACUCGGUAAUUUACGGCUUCUGGAUAUUUUGAUAAGGAUGUGUCCGGGAUGCGAAUUACCAGAUCCAGUGAGUAGUUCAGAGAGUUCAGAGGUAGACUGUGAUGAAGACCAGAAUGAGGAAUCUGAGAGUGUAAUAUAGCAGUUUUGCUGAAAAACAUGCUGUUUUGCAAAGGCUAAGGAAAGGGGAGAAAGAGAGAGAGUGAGAAGCUGAACCAGAAUCAAUGGCUUCCAGGUACUGGGUGUGGUCUCUUACAGUGAAAGACCCAACGAGUAUCCUAUUCCUAUAUAGUUGUAUAAAUAAAUGUGUAUGUAGACGUCCACGGGUAUGUUUGUUAUUAUAACCAUUGACUUGUUGGUUAAAUAACCUUUCAUUUUUCAGUUUCCCGAACUUACAAACGGUUACUUUCUGUUAUCUAAGAUAUUUAUUUAAGUCUGUGUUG
Molecule: messenger RNA, 2262 nt
Organism: Brassica oleracea var. oleracea
Lineage: Eukaryota; Viridiplantae; Streptophyta; Magnoliopsida; Brassicales; Brassicaceae
Product: probable disease resistance protein At5g66900
Exons: 5
Coding region: 1047-1961 (304 amino acids)
Biological process (GO): defense response to fungus
Molecular function (GO): ADP binding
Source: RefSeq, a predicted model, not a curated record